CAAAACUACAAUGCGGAGACUUCGUGUGAAUAUAAAUAUUUCGAACUGACGGGGUUAAAUCAUUCACAACCCAAAGUCACAGAAGAACACAUAGCAUCAUGGCAGCUAAGUUCAUCGUACUUUCCCUGUUCGUAGCAUCAGUCUACGGCAGCGGUGGUUACUCAAGCUUCUCCUAUGGAGUAUCAGACCCCAACACUGGUGACGUCAAGGACCAGCACGAGAAACGCGUCGGUGACAGCGUCGUUGGCAAAUACUCACUUCUGGAAUCAGAUGGAACCAAAAGGAUUGUCGAGUACGCUGCUAAUGCCGCUACUGGAUUCAACGCUGUAGUCCGCAAGGAGCCAGCUGUUGGUGUGCACCCGUCUGGACCUCAUGCUCCAUUGGCUGGAGCUGCACAUGGACCUGUAGCGCCUGCAGCCCCAUUGGCCCCUGUUGCUGGCCCAGUCCGCCCUGCACCUAUUGCUCCUUUGGCUGGAGCCGGACCUCUUGCCCACCCUGCUGGUCUACCUCAUCCCGGUGCUCUUCCUCAUCCUGGCGCUCUAGCCCAUCCUGGUGCUCUUGGUUAUCCAGGUGCCCUUGCUCACGGUGCUCUUCCUCACCCUGGUGCUCUUGCUCACCCUGGUGCUCUCGCUCACCCUGGUGCUCUCGCUCACCCUGGAGCACUCGCCCACCCUGGAGCACUCGCCCACCCUGGCGCACUCGCCCGCCCUGGUGCUCUCCCCUACCCUGGAGCUCUUCCUCAUCCUGGUGCCCUUCCCCACCCUGGUGCGUACGGUGCCAACCGUCUUGCUGGUAACUUAGCGUACCCUGGUUACGCUAACGGUUACGGCAACCCCUUGGCUGGUCAUCUUGGUAACCGUGGAGCUCCUUCUGUAUCUCACUACUCCCACUCUAUUGUCCACAACGCUGCUCGUCCCUACGCUGGACCUUACGCCGGAGCUUACAACGGAGCCUACAACGGAGCCUACAACGGUGCCUACGGUGGUGCUUACGGUGGUGCCUAUGGUGGAUACGGAGCUUUAGCCCAUGGACUCGCUAACCCUCACGCCAACGGAUUGAUCAACCCUCUUGCACAUGGUGUUGCUCGCAGCUACGCCAACUCUGUAGCGCACCCCGCUCCCCAUGGUCACGGUGCAUACGGCGCCCCGGCUCUUGGAGCGUCUGCUCUUGGAGCUGGUCUGGCUUGGUGAUGAAACGACUGCUACUGAUCUGUGAUUUAGACGACUAAUAAAUUAUGAAUACGAA
Molecule: messenger RNA, 1245 nt
Organism: Spodoptera frugiperda (fall armyworm)
Lineage: Eukaryota; Metazoa; Arthropoda; Insecta; Lepidoptera; Noctuidae
Product: translation initiation factor IF-2-like
Exons: 2
Coding region: 99-1190 (363 amino acids)
Cellular component (GO): extracellular matrix
Source: RefSeq, a predicted model, not a curated record